AUGUUAAAAAAUACAAGAAGAAUCCUAAACCUUCCCAAAGUAACCCCUCCAUUAACCCGCUCCUUAUAUUCCACAACCUGUUGUUUAAACUCCAGUAAAGUCAUCGGUAUAGAUUUAGGUACCACUAAUAGUGCAGUCGCCUAUAUUGCAAAUAAUUCUCCUCAAAUCAUAUCAAAUCAUCUUGGUAAGAGAACAACUCCCUCCAUUGUUGCCUUUGAUAAGGAUUCAAACGUAUUAAUAGGUGAAAUCGCCAAAAGACAAGCUUUGGUGAAUCCAGAUUAUACUUUUUUCGCUACAAAGAGAUUGAUUGGUAAAUCGUUUCAAUCCAAAGAAAUUCAAAAAGAUAUUAAAAAUUUACCAUAUACAAUAUUACCUUCAAAUACAGGUGGUAUCGAAUUAGCAAUAAAUGAUGGUUCUUGUAAAUCCCCCAAUGAAAUUGCAUCUCAUAUUUUAAAAUAUUUAAAAUCAACAGCUUCAGAUUAUUUGAACGAAGACAUUUCUAAAGCUGUCAUCACUGUCCCAGCAUAUUUUAAUGAUUCUCAAAGACAAGCCACUAAAGAUGCAGGUAAUUUAGCUGGGUUACAAGUCAUUAGAGUAUUAAAUGAACCUACUGCUGCAGCAUUAAGUUUUGGAUUCCAUGAAAUCUCCAAGAAAAAAAAUUCAGGAUUAAUUGCUGUUUAUGAUUUAGGUGGUGGUACUUUUGAUAUUUCCAUCUUGGAUAUAGAAAAUGGUGUAUUUGAAGUGAAAGCCACCAAUGGAGAUACUCAUCUUGGUGGUGAAGAUUUCGAUAAUAUAAUUGUAAAUUAUUUAUUGGAUGAAUUUAUUAAAUUAAAUCCAACUUUCACUAAACCACAAUUAUUACAAAAUAGAGAAUUAAUUCAAAGAAUUAAAGAUGCUUCAGAAAGAGCCAAGAUCGAAUUAUCUCACAUUAGUGAAACUCAAGUAGAAUUACCAUUCAUUAUAGAUAAUAAACAUUUAAAAAUUUCAUUGACUGAAUCUCAAUUAGAUGAAAUGACUUUACAUUUAAUUAACAAGACUUUAAUUUCUGUAGAAAAGGCGAUGCAAGAUGCAGAUAUAGAAUAUCAAGAUAUAGAUGAUAUUUUAUUAGUAGGUGGGAUGACAAGAAUGCCCAAGAUUAGAAGUAUUCUUUCAAAAACUUUUAACAAAAAGGUAAACACUUCUAUAAAUCCAGAUGAAACUGUAGCGUUAGGUGCUGCCAUUCAAGGUGGUAUUUUAUCUGGUGAAAUUAAAAAUGUAUUAUUAUUAGAUGUCACUCCAUUAACUUUAGGUAUUGAAACUUAUGGUGGUGCGUUUUCUCCUUUAAUUCCUCGUAACACCACAGUCCCAGUGAAAAAAACUGAAGUGUUUAGUACUGGUAUAGAUGGUCAAACCUCCGUAGAUAUUAGAGUAUUUCAAGGUGAGAGAGGUUUGGUACGGGAUAAUAAAUUAAUUGGAGAUUUCAAAUUAACUGGCGUGGAACCAAUGGCAAAGGGUAAACCUCAAAUCUUUGUCACUUUUGAUAUUGAUGCAGAUGGGAUUUUAAACGUUUCAGCCUCAGAAAAGAGUAGUGGGACUAAAAAAUCUGUUACUGUAGUGGCUAAUUCGGGACUCUCUAAAGAUGAAAUUGAUCAAAUUAUAGAUGAUGCUAAUAAAAAUAAAAAAAUGGAUAACAUGUUAAGAGAAAGAGUAGAAUUAUUAACUAAAGCUGAUGUAAUGAUUUCAGAUUCUGAAAGUGCUUUUAAAGCUUUUAAAGAUAAAAUUUCUAAUGAAAAAGAUUAUCUAAUUGUUUUAAAUGAAUUAAACCAAAUUAGAGAAGUUAUUGAUUAUUUCAAAAAAAAUGAAUCAGAUUUAUCAUUAGAUAUUAAUAUUUUGAAAAAAGAUGUAGAUUCUUUCCAAAAUAAAGCAUUUAAAUUAUUUCAACAAGCAUCCAAAAACAAAAAAGAAAUAACUAACGAAACUAAAUAA
Messenger RNA from Henningerozyma blattae CBS 6284, 1965 nucleotides. RefSeq names its product Hsp70 family ATPase SSQ1 (gene SSQ1). The transcript has a single exon. Lineage: Eukaryota; Fungi; Ascomycota; Saccharomycetes; Saccharomycetales; Saccharomycetaceae. Gene Ontology annotation, cellular component: cytoplasm; mitochondrion. Gene Ontology annotation, molecular function: misfolded protein binding; ATP binding; heat shock protein binding. The coding region runs from base 1 to 1965 and encodes 654 amino acids. Gene Ontology annotation, biological process: cellular response to unfolded protein; protein refolding. The record is from RefSeq and is a predicted model, not a curated record.